Brassica napus (rape) is the source of this 1056-nucleotide messenger RNA. RefSeq lists its product as uncharacterized. The record is from RefSeq and is a predicted model, not a curated record. The transcript has 2 exons. Bases 1 to 1056 code for a protein of 351 amino acids. NCBI's taxonomy places the organism in Eukaryota, Viridiplantae, Streptophyta, Magnoliopsida, Brassicales, Brassicaceae.
AUGUUUCUCCUUGUCGGCGGAACCAGGAAGCUCCGAUCGUUCUCCACGGCGGCAGCGGCGGCGGCGGCUCAGCCGUAUCUCCUGGUCAGAGAGAGGGAAGUCACCUUGAAGUCCUCCAGUGAAAGAGUGGUCACCUUAAAUCUGUUGGAUCCGUGUAAGCUUGAGAUGGUGAAGAUCCCCGGCAAGACUCUCCCGACAGAGGUUGCUAAGUCGUUGAGGAUAGGUUCAUCCAAGGGAUGGGUGGCUGUGACGGACCUUCAAAAUUCGAAACUGCGUCUCACCAAUCUAUUUAACCCUUGUGCAUCUUCGCCAACAACAAUAACACUGCCCCCUCUCGACGGGUGUUACAGAGGUUCAGUUGCCCGAGUUUCCAAGGUCUCUCUCUCAGCCUCCCCGAACCAACGUGACUGUGUAGUGGCUGCUAAGUUGUUUGCUCCACUCGUCAGUCUGUGCCGGCCUGGUGACUCGGAGUGGACACACAUCGAGACCCCAAACACUUUCUUCCGUUCAGUCCUGAUGCACUCUAUGAGAGACCAAAAAUUCUAUCUUUACUCCUCGGAUAGGGCUCCAACUGAUCUGAUCAAGACUUGCUCUGACUUCCCUCCAGUGAGUCCUUACAGGAGGUUCUUUUUUUCUGACAUCCCCAAGACCACACAAGAUUUGUAUCAGUCAUCUCUCUUCAGAACUCAGUACUUGGUCGAGUCACCUUCCGGGGACUCUUUCAUCGUUAUCUGGUGUAAGGCUGGUGGUAAGAUGGAAAAAGAGACGUCAAGACUCAUGUGCGAAACCAAGGGCUUUAUGGUGUUUAAGCAAGACCAUGGUAAGAAGUUGUGUUCCUAUACACAAGACAUUGGCGAUCUCUGCAUUUUCCUAGGCAAGAACGAAUCCUUUUGUGUCUCUGCGACAAAAUAUCCGGGGCUGAACCCGAAUUCAGUCUAUUUUGAAGGCAGUGAAACUGGGUUCGGCUUUUACGAUCUCAGCUCAAACACUGUCCACGAUCUCACGCAUUUGGCCCCUUUCUCCGCCUUCUACUUAUGGCUUGCCCCUCUCGAAUAA